UGUAUAAGAUUGCGAUACUACGUUUCGUGGUUCGGAGAUCAGGACCGUGUUAGCAUAUGCCGGACUGUUGCACAUGCAUCUCAUGUAUGGUGUCACUGCUGAUUUGCGCCUACCAAAACUGUCAGCUUAGUUUUCGGUGCAGUCGAAACCGUGCUAUGAGUGUACUCUUCCACUCUUAAUGUUUAUCGGAGGUCGGCAUUUUUGAAAUGUUGUAGUUUGUUUGCGCAUCGUCGGUUUUGAACAGAUCUUCGAAUAGGUACGUUGCAGGUUUUCUGCUGAGCGGCGGGGAUUUGGGGUGUAAUGAGAAUUGAGAGGCGGUUUCGGCGGGUGGUGAAGCCAGCUGAUAGGAGCAAUGCGGUACCGAAGGUGGUGCCGUUGAGCAGUUCGGAUGUGGUGGUGCCCAAGGUGCACGUCGAAGUGAUUUAUGCAUAUGAGGCCAGCAAGGGGGUCAGCUUUGACAACGUCGUCCAGGUGUUGGAAGAGGCGCUAGGGCGGGUGCUAACCGAGUACAGAGAGUGGGCUGGACGCCUCGUGAUUAACGAGACAGGCAGACCUGCCAUUGAGCUGAAUGACGACGGAGUAGUGUUUGUGGAAGCGGUGGCGGACGGGUGCUUGCAAGAUGUUUUCCCGUUUGAUCCCUCGCCUUUGCUUCUAAGUAUGGUACCUCCUAGUCGUGGUGUACCAGAGCUUCUGCUUGUUCAGGUCACCAAGUACAAGUGCGGUGGAUUGACGUUGGGUGUAGCAAGGCAUCACCAAGUUGCGGACGGAACGUCGGCGAGCCAAUUUAUGAACGCGUGGGCGUCUGCGUGCAAAGGGAUCCCGCCCUCGCCCAUACUCCACGAUCGUGCAGCUCUGAUGCCCAGGGACCAGCCAAUGCCAACAUUCGACCAUAUCGAGUAUGUUAUGCCCCUGCCUAAGCCUGUUGCUAAGGACACAUUUAACAACCGUCCUCUCGCAAGAAAGAAAAUACGCUUUAGUUUCGACAUGGUUCAAAAAAUCAAGUCGAAAGCCGUUAAAGAGAACGACGAGCGCGGCUUCCCCACCUACUCCACCUUCGAGAGCCUGACAGGGCACUUGUGGCGGUGUAUAACGAAGGCGCGUGGAUUGAGCAGUGACAUCGAGACACGGACUACCGUCGCCUGCGACGCGAGGCGCCGACUGACCCCCUCAAUCUCAGAAGAUUACUAUGGCAAUGUUAUCUUCCACAGUUGCGCUCGGACCCUUGUGUCACAAGUGACGGAGGAACCCCUCUCGUACGCUGCAGGUGUUGUACACGCUUCCAUCAAAAGACUUGAUAACGAUUACAUCCGAUCAGCAAUCGACUACAUCGAGCACCGGCGCCAGAAUACUGCUUCCUAUGGCAGAACCUUGAGCACGGUAUUGAGCCCUGACCUGAGCCUUACUUCUUGGUUACAGAUGCCGCUCUACAAAUUGGACUUCGGAUGGGGCACGCCUGUGUAUGCCGGCCCUCCCUACGUCCCUUUUGAAGGGCUCAUCAUCCUCAACGCUUCUCACACUCAAGAUGGCAGUGUUGAUGCCAUCCUCGCAUUGUUCGAGGACGACAUGGCCAAGUUCGAAAACAUCUGCUUCGAAGUCCCGAAUUAGGGUUUCACUAGUCUCUCCUGAAGCAGAAAUAUGGACAUGCAAACAGAAAAAUCAUUGUGCAGUUUUGCAGAAAACUGCACUAUACUCAACGCACAACUGGGUGCAAGAAAGCUCUGCAGGAAAUGUAAUAUUUUGAGCUGACCCGCUGACGACUGUUAUUUUCACUGCUUGACACUUUUGAUGGACUCAAAGCAUUUGGAUUGUUGUGUCAACGCUACUUUCUUGUCAAUUGCUUACAGAAAAUUAGGGUCUUGGGAGUUUAUUUAGUUAUCAGGAAGUGAGGUGUUGCGGGUGUUGAGAUCGCACUUUCCUCAGUGCCGAAAUAGUAACAACUGGUAAUUCAACUGCUCUUUAAGAGUGCGAUGACAUGUUUUCAGGUAAGAGGGAAUUUAAUUGUCAACUUAUUUGGUCCAGCUACCUCUCAUCAUAUGGUAGCUACUUAUUU
Physcomitrium patens is the source of this 2050-nucleotide messenger RNA. RefSeq names its product shikimate O-hydroxycinnamoyltransferase. The record is from RefSeq and is a predicted model, not a curated record. Gene Ontology annotation, molecular function: acyltransferase activity, transferring groups other than amino-acyl groups. Lineage: Eukaryota; Viridiplantae; Streptophyta; Bryopsida; Funariales; Funariaceae.